Molecule: messenger RNA, 3069 nt
Organism: Rotaria socialis
Lineage: Eukaryota; Metazoa; Rotifera; Eurotatoria; Philodinida; Philodinidae
Source: the annotation of a GenBank genome assembly
AUGCUCCAGAACAGUACAUCUACCGAACCAGGAAUUUACUCAAAACAAUUUGAUGAUGAGCGAUUUACUGAUGAGUCGUCUUCGCAAGAUUUUUUCAAUAGGUCAAGUAGAAAAUUAUCUGAUGAUCAAUCAGAUUUUGUAGGAAUUAAUUUUGACCCUGAAAUCAAUUGCAAUAGUUGCUUGACAGAUGUUAAUGAUUUAUUUUGUGAUAAACAUACAUUUUUGCCAUGUAUUGAACCCGAGCCACUCAUUUCAGCAAAACCGGUGAUAUCAUCAACACGUGGUGGACGUCUUAACAGUAAAUAUGGAAAAGGAAAACCUGCACAAGUGUAUAAUAAUUCAGAUAUAACAAUUCGAACACGUAUUCGACGAAUACCACGUCGUCAUCCUCGAUUAAAUUCUGAAUCACCAACACCAUCACAAUCAAUAAGUCCAGAAUCUUAUACAUCAAAUUCAGAUAAUAUCCUACCGAUGCAAUAUCAAAAAACAUUAUCUAGUUCACGUGGUAGACCGAUUAAAGUACGAAAAGAAGACUAUAAUACAACGACAGCUGUUAAUGAAAAUCGUUCUAUUCAUCGAGAAACAGUGAAGGACGAUGAAGAACAUCAUUCAGUUACGGUUUUAUGUUCGUCGAAUGAAGUCUAUGGUAUUUCUCAGGAUAUGUGUGUCACUUGUGGUAGUAUUGGUGUAAAUGAAGAAGGUCGAUUGAUAUCAUGUUCACAAUGUGGACAAAGUUAUCAUCCUUACUGUGUUGGAUUUACAAAAAUGUUUUCAAAAGUAAUUUUUGAUAAAGGUUGGCGAUGUCUUGAUUGUACUGUCUGUGAAUGUUGUGGAAAAACGACUGAUGAAGCAAAACUUUUAUUAUGUGAUGAUUGUGAUAUAUCCUAUCAUACGUAUUGUUUAUCACCGCCACUUGAUCAUGUACCAAAAGGCAAUUGGAAAUGUCAAUGGUGUGUUCGCUGUUUAAAAUGCGGCUCAACAACACCAGGUGUUGAUUGUCAAUGGGAAAAUAAUUAUACUGAAUGUGGUCGAUGUUAUUCAUUAAAUACAUGCCCAUUAUGUCUACGUAAAUAUCAUGUAGAUGAAUUAAUAAUACAAUGUACAAAUUGUAAUCGUUGGUGUCAUAGUAUGUGUGUGAAUAUUUUUACAGAGGAAAUGGCCGAAAAACAAUGUAAUGAACAGAAUUUUUUAUGUCUCUUAUGUAAAUCAGAUCAAUCGACAUUAACAUUAAUGCGUUAUUCAUCAAUAGAUGAUCAACAAAUUUUACAAAAUAAAUCUGUUAAAUUUGAUGAAGGUGUUUAUUUAACUGAUCAUGGUAUUGCACAGUUGAAAUCUAUUCGGCCGAAAGUAUUAACUAAUCCAUCGCGAAAAUCAAAACAAUCCGUUGCAAAAAAUCAAAAUUCUUUCAAACGAACCAAUUCAACAUUAAUUAAUGAUGAUGAACGUUCCGACGAAGAAAAACUUCAUUUAUUAAAUGAUCAACAAAUCAAAAAAUCUGCAAUUAAAAAAUAUACAGGUAUCGGUGGAUUUAUUGUAAAAAUUCGUGGUAAUCGUCGUCGUCAAGAUUUACUUCAUAUGGAUAGUGAAUUAUUGCGUACGAAGAAUAAGCGUUUACGAAAGACGAUUAUUGAAGAGCACAUGCCUCCAGAAAUGCAGGAGGCAUUUUUUGGUAUGCAUCUGGCAAAUCAAAAUCAAAUUAAAAAUCCAUUAGAUGAUGAAUUAUUAUGUCAUGAUCAAUCAAGAAUGAAUGUGAAAUGUUUAACUAAUGAAUAUUCAAUUCAACUUGAUCCUGAUACAAUUAAAUAUUUAACAACAAAGAAAAAAUCACCGUUAUCAAUAUCAAAUGAUGACGAUAUUGAAAUGCAACCUAUUUUCGGUAAUGAAGAAUUCACAGAUUUAGUAGAUUAUAUACUGAAUCCAGUUCCUAAUCCACCAUGUAAUUCAUCUGGAGAUAUUUGGGAGUUUAUUGAAUUUGUUGAUCAACCAAAUCUAAAUGAUAACUCUUCGGCUAUGGAUUGGUCCAGUAAUAGUAUUUAUCAAUCAAAUAAUCCAAAUCAAAUCAUUAGAAAUAUGGCUCGUGAAUUAGAAGAAUCAACAGUUGGACCAUUAAAAAAUUCUCUUCUUUUACAAACAAAUAAACAAACUAGCCAUCAUGAUCCGAUGCCAUGGUUACCAACCCCACCGCAUUUAAAUCAAUCAUCAAUCAUCAAUGGAAAUUAUUCAUGUUCAGAUGGACGAUUAUUAUCAGCAGUUCAAUCACCCGAUUAUAACUGUUCAAAUUCUAAUCUAAAGCGUAAUCAAUUAUCAACAGGUAUCGAUGAAUCCUAUCAUUUAUUUCAAGCAUAUGAACAACCAAUUCAAAAUGAUAAUUUACAAAAACCCAUGAUCAUUGAUAAACAACACUGCAUGACACCAGUACAAUAUUCAAUGAAUAGUAUUCAACAAACACCAUCUUAUCAACAACAUUCAUUACCAUCACUUGAUCUUCAUACAUCAUCUUCAUCAUCAUUCGGUAAAGAUUCUUCUGCUUUAUAUCUAACAAAAACUAAUAAAUAUCAAUCUAAAACACCUCCUUAUUCAAUUUAUAAUAAUUCAUCGGAUUUCUUACAACAAUAUCCAUCUCCAAUGAGAUCAACAUCUUGUUUUGAUGUCUUAUCUUCAUCGUCGAACGGACAUCAAAUAAAUACAAAUAUUGAUACAUCCUAUUCAGAAAGUAAUAUUAUUUCCAAUGGUAAAAAAUCAACAGCACGUACUGAUAUAUUACAAAAUGUACCAAUUGAUGUCCUUGAAAAAAUUGAUGAAGUUAUUUUUAAUGUUAUAUCUGGCCAUGGUGACAUUCCCAUUGAAUCUGAUAGUUCUAAUCGUUAUCGUUAUCAACCACGUUUGUCAUAUAAUGAACAACACAAUGUAAUAUGCGAUUCAUCUUACAUUCCAUUAAAUCAAGAUAAUUUAUCAACGCAACAGUAUGAUUAUUUUCCAUUAUCGUCAACUCAAGAAUCAGGACGUACUGUAGUAGCUGAACUCAUAUCAUCGAUAUUAUCUAAUGGUGCAUCUUCAGUUGUAAUGUGA